GGUUUCUGCGGCGGCUGCUGCAGCUGCAACAGCUCCGGGCUCGGGGCUUUGGCGGCUGCGCCGGCGGGCUGUGCUGUGCUGUGCGGACCCCGGCGGUCGGUCCGAGUUGCUGGGGCGGCGCGUAAGAUGCCACUGAUGGAGGAGUUUCUGAGAAGCACCUCGGGGCCAGUGGCUUUGACCGGGAGCUCAAAGCAGAGACUAUUUAAAGCCUUGGAUAUCACCUCCUGAGGGCUGCAGGAGUGAAGAACAUGGCUGUGAGUUUAGAUGAUGACGUUCCCCUCAUCCUGACCUUGGAUGAGAGUGGCAGCGCCCCACUGGCUCCCUCCAACGGCCUGGGCCCAGAUGAUCUGCCCAGCAGAAAUGGAGGCAAAUAUACCGUCCACGACUCCCAGGCCCCCAUUCUGAGCUUAGAGGGCGAGAACUCCCCCUCCAGCCUCACCGGACAUGACUGGGAGAUGAAUUAUCAAGAGGCAGCAAUCUACCUCCAGGAAGGCGAGAAUAACGACAAGUUCUUCACCCACCCCAAGAACGCCAAAGCGCUGGCGGCCUACCUCUUCGCACACAACCACCUCUUCUACCUGAUGGAGCUGUCCGCGGCCUUGCUCCUGCUGCUGCUGUCCCUGUGCGAGGCUCCCGCCGUCCCCGCGCUCCGGCUGGGCAUUUACGUCCACGCAACCCUGGAGCUGUUCGCCCUGGUGGUGGUCGUGUUUGAACUCUGCAUGAAGUUGCGGUGGCUGGGCCUUCACACUUUCAUCCGGCACAAAAGGACCAUGGUCAAGACCUCCGUGCUGGUGGUGCAGUUCGUGGAGGCCAUCGUGGUGUUGGUACGGCAGACGUCACACGUGCGGGUGACCCGGGCGCUGCGCUGCAUCUUCCUGGUGGACUGUCGGUACUGUGGCGGCGUCCGGCGCAACCUGCGUCAGAUGUUUCAGUCCCUGCCACCCUUCAUGGACAUCCUCCUGCUUCUCCUCUUCUUCAUGAUCAUUUUCGCCAUCCUCGGUUUCUACUUAUUCUCCCCUAAUCCUUCAGACCCCUACUUCAGCACCCUGGAGAACAGCAUCGUCAGUCUGUUUGUCCUUCUGACCACCGCCAACUUCCCAGAUGUGAUGAUGCCCUCCUACUCCCGGAACCCCUGGUCCUGCGUCUUCUUCAUCGUGUACCUCUCCAUCGAGCUGUACUUUAUCAUGAACCUGCUCCUGGCCGUGGUAUUUGACACCUUCAAUGACAUUGAGAAACGCAAGUUCAAGUCUUUGCUGCUACACAAGCGAACCGCCAUCCAGCACGCCUACCGCCUGCUCGUUAGCCAGCGGAGGCCCGCCGGCAUCUCCUACAGGCACUUUGAAGGCCUGAUGCGCUUCUACAAGCCCCGGAUGAGUGCAGGGGAGCGCUAUCUCACGUUCAAGGCCCUGAAUCAGAGCAACACACCACUGCUCAGCCUGAAGGACUUUCAUGAUAUUUAUGAAGUUGCCGCCUUAAAGUGGAAGGCAAAGAGAAAUCGAGAACACUGGUUUGAUGAGCUUCCCAGAACAGCAUUCCUCAUCUUCAAAGGAAUUAAUAUCCUUGUGAAGUCCAAGGCCUUCCAGUAUUUCAUGUAUUUGGUGGUGGCAGUCAACGGGGUCUGGAUCCUUGUGGAGACCUUCAUGCUGAAAGGUGGGAACUUCGUCUCCAGGCACGUGCCGUGGAGUUACCUCGUCUUCCUGACUAUCUACGCGGUGGAGCUGUUCCUGAAAGUUGCCGGCCUGGGCCCUGUCGAGUACCUGUCCUCUGGAUGGAACCUGUUCGACUUCUCCGUCACAGCCUUUGCCUUCCUGGGACUGCUGGCUCUGGCCUUCAACAUGGAGCCCUUCUACUUCAUAGUGGUCCUGCGUCCCCUCCAGCUGCUGAGGUUGUUUAAGCUGAAGAAACGUUACCGCAACGUGCUGGACACCAUGUUUGAGCUGCUGCCCCGGAUGGCCAGCCUGGGCCUCACCCUGCUCAUCUUCUACUACUCCUUCGCCAUCGUGGGCAUGGAAUUCUUCUGUGGAAUCCUCUACACCAACUGCUGCAAUACAAGCACAGUGGCAGAUGCCUACCGCUGGCUGAACCACACCGUGGGCAACAGGACCAUCGUGGAGGAGGGCUACUACUAUCUCAAUAAUUUUGACAACAUCCUGAACAGCUUUGUGACCUUGUUCGAGCUCACGGUUGUCAACAACUGGUACAUCAUCAUGGAAGGUGUCACCUCCCAGACCUCGCACUGGAGCCGCCUCUACUUCAUGACCUUCUACAUCGUGACCAUGGUGGUGAUGACCAUCAUUGUGGCCUUCAUCCUCGAAGCCUUUGUCUUCCGAAUGAACUACAGCCGCAAGAACCAGGACUCGGAAGUGGACGGCGGCAUCACCCUGGAGAAGGAGCUCUCCAAAGACGAGCUGGUCGCAGUUCUGAAGCUCUACCGGGAGGCAGGGGGAGCCAACUCAGACAUUGCCCAGCUGCUCAAGAUCCUCUCCCAGAUGGAGAGAUACGAGCAAAAUACCUUGGUGUUUCUGGGACGGAGAUCAAGGACCAAAAGCGACCUGAGCCUAAAGAUGUACCAAGAGGAGAUUCAGGAGUGGUAUGAGGAACACGCCCGCAAGCAGGAGGAACAUCAGCGACAGCUCAGCAGCUGCGUGGUCCCUACCACCCAGCAGCCUCCAGGCAGCCGCCAGCGCUCCCAGACCAUCACCUAAGCCCAGCCUGCAAAAGCCAUCUCUUCUAUGCAAUAACACAAUAGUAUUAUUUUACUACAAUGUAUCAAAGUAAUGUAUGUGUAUAUAUGUAUAUGUUAUAUAUAUAUAUAUAUAUAUACACAUCCAUAUAUAUAUGCACAUAUUUAUAUACAGAAAGGAGAAAAAGGCCGACAAGAUGGGGUUUGGUUUAUAACCGCCUUACCCUAUUUAACCCUGGAAGUCGGCUGCUUCUUGGGGGCGGUCAGGCCACCAAGAGCGGCUCUUAACAUGGAAGGCUCCUGAAGGCCCCUUCACAAGAACACGUGAAUGGACCUGCUGAUCUCUGCAGGGCUGGCCUUCACAGUGGGCCCACGUGCCUGUCACACCGUCUUCCUGACGCUGUUCUCAGAAUCCUUCCCCACCCAGCAGCCUCCCCACUGACCUGCCCUACAGACCAGGGCUCCUGUGUCCUGCUUUGGGGACAAAACCACUUAGGAAGGAAAGAGCCCACAUCCUCGGGUUGGUAUUUCUCCAGAUGUGAUAAUGGAAUGGGUGUUCCCUUGGGAAACCAGUACCCAGCAAGCACCUACCGGAACCAGUGAUCCGGGGCUGUGGGUACUCCACGUGGUCAGAUCUAAGCCAGCGCCGGGCGGCCAGAGAUGCUGUAUCCUGGCUCCGUGAGCCUUCUCACCUACCAUAAGUUUCAACCCUUGUUGCUGAAAAUGCUUCUAAGAUGGCCCAUAGGAGGAGGAGAACAGGCUAGUGGCUACCACCCCAGAACAAGUCCUAAAGUGAAUGGGCUUUCUCCUUAAAUCCCUUUGCCUUGGAAUUGUCCUGUUCAAGCAAAAAGAUAUUUUGGUUAAUUCAGGAUUCUGCCAAAGACCGUAGCAGGUCCUUCACAUGUGUGCGUGCUGAGGAAAAGGGAACAAAAGGCAGAGGCUCACCUCAGGCCGUCCACGGCCGCCCACAUUGGUACCCUUGGCCGGCUCUGCCCUCACCUUGAGCGAGUCACUCCCCGUGGACUUGACUGAGGUGGGAGCGGGGACUCGGCUCGCUCCAAGGUUUCCCCAUCCUGGGAGCAGGUUCUGAUGGCCCCUCGGUUUCCCGGGGACCUUGGGCGAGUCCUGAGAUUGGAGUGCCGUCGGGGCGUGAAUGCACAGCAGGGCGGGGUUAGCAGUGGUGGCUCCUGGGCUGCACACCGGUGCAGGAGGCAGCAUGCAGGGAGGACAGGGUUGGGGGGGAGCCCCCGCUGGGCAUCCUGCUCCAACUGCAGCUCUCCAGCUGCCUCCGUGAGCUAGGAAGGCGGGGGCCAGAGCCUCUGCCCUCCCCGCAUUCUCCUUCCAGUGGGGCAGGAUCCGGCUCCCUACCCCACCUCCAUGGCCAAGUCUUGACUGCGGCCUCGGAGGGCUGAUCGCCAGAGCCAGCAUCCCAUAGCUCUGCCCCUCAUCAGGGGAGGAGUGGUGGUGGUUUGUUUUUUUUUUUUCUUUUAAGCACAGCCCUUUAGGGAAACAAACCAAUCACUGAGAACCACUGAGGUUCCCACCAGGAAUCAGGAGAAGGACAUUGUCCUCCUCAUCUCUGGGGAGCGACAGGCUGCUGCGGGCAGCUUGGCACCAGGCCCAGGCCUGGACCCCUUCCCCGCUCCAGAGAAGGAACUUUAUUUGCACAACCGGGUGCCUUUUAGCUUUUGUGUACUGAAAUGGGCAUUCUGGAAGCAGGAGGCAAGGGGCAGCCUUGAAAGGAAGGCAUGAGUCCUCCGAUCUCAGCAUCUGCCCUCAGAAGAGGGGUGCCAGGGAGGCUGAGCGCACUCCCCCACCCCCAGGGUGACGGCUGCUACCAGGAAGAGUGGGUUGAGUCCAGGCUUCCCACCCCUGUCCUGCGAAAGGCCCUGUUUUAAGUCAGGGACAGGACGGAGGCCAAGUGGCAACAGUGCUGAUGGCCCAGACUCCAGCCCCUGGUGGGCGCCCUCAUCACUGAGGCCAAGGACAGCUGCCCCGUGGGGUCACUGGGGGCCUCCUAGGGUGGACCUUCCAGCUCGCACACAGGCCAUCAAGCAGGGAGCGGGUGUCACCCAGGGCUGUGAGCUCACCCAGCUCGGACACCCUCUCACCUCAGCUCGGUGAUGCCGACGUGAGGCGUGCCGGCCUGCUCUGGGCCCCUUACCACCUAUCAGUCAGCAUCUGAUGGCCCUGUGCCCUGACCCAGCUUUGGUGGGGGACGCCAUCCGGCCCCUCCUCCUCGCUUCCCUCCCUUAACCCAGCCUUACUCCACACCAUGUGACAAUCAUUCUGUAUCGGUAGCGGGAACGAUGCUGUAAGGUUUUGUACGUCGGCGAUUUGUUACCUAGAAAACCCACCAUGUCUGCGGAUUUCCGGCAUAUUA
Molecule: messenger RNA, 5066 nt
Organism: Budorcas taxicolor (takin)
Lineage: Eukaryota; Metazoa; Chordata; Mammalia; Artiodactyla; Bovidae
Gene: TPCN1
Product: two pore segment channel 1
Exons: 28
Coding region: 249-2705 (818 amino acids)
Biological process (GO): transmembrane transport; monoatomic ion transport
Cellular component (GO): lysosomal membrane; endosome membrane
Molecular function (GO): monoatomic ion channel activity; voltage-gated channel activity
Source: RefSeq, a predicted model, not a curated record